UUUAUAAGAGAAGUGGAUGCACCGCACCAUGAGAGUUAUAAUUAGUCAUACUUCCGAAUAGGGCUCUCUUUUCUUCUUCUACUCUCUUGAGUCUCUGGCCCCUUCCCUUUUAGUCAUACAAGUGUGGUGAAACAUGGAGAAGAGCCAUUCAUCAUCAAGUUUGGUUAGGACAAAAUCGGAUCAAUUUCUGGAGACGGUGGCGGCAGCAUUUAAGUCAUCAUCGAGCGAUGGGGCCGGGGCAGCCGUGGAGAGCGGCGGGACACUGUCGAGAAAGUCUAGUAGGCGGAUGAUGGCGGCAUCACCAGGGCGUACUAGUAGUAGCAGCAAAAACACACACAUUAGGAAGUCAAGGAGUGCCCAAAUUAAGCUGGAUUUGGAUGAUGUCAGCAGCGGCGCCGCCCUAAGCCGAGCCUCUAGUGCCAGCUUAGGCUUGUCAUUCUCCUUCACCGGCUUCACCAUGCCUCCUGAGGACAUAGAUGACUCAAAGCCGUUUAGCGACGAUGAUAUACCUGAGGAUCUUGAAGCUGGCACACGUAGGCCGAAGUUUCAAACAGAACCAACAUUGCCACUUUAUCUCAAGUUCACAGAUGUGUCAUACAAGGUAAUUCUCAAAGGAAUGAGGACAAGUGAGGAGAAAGAUAUUUUAAAUGGGAUCACUGGUUCAGUGAAUCCUGGGGAGGUUUUGGCAUUGAUGGGACCUUCAGGAAGUGGAAAGACAACACUUCUAAAUCUACUUGGUGGCAGAUUGAUUCAGCCCACUGUUCGUGGUUCAAUUACUUACAAUGAUCAUCCUUAUUCCAAGUUCCUAAAAAGCAGGAUAGGAUUUGUGACUCAAGACGAUGUCCUAUUUCCUCACCUUACAGUGAAGGAAACAUUGACUUAUGCAGCCCUGCUACGACUCCCAAAGACACUGACAAAAGAGCAAAAGGAAAAACGAGCAAUAGAUGUCAUUCAUGAGCUAGGCUUGGAGAGGUGCCAAGACACUAUGAUUGGUGGCUCCUUUGUUCGUGGAGUGUCAGGCGGAGAGAGGAAAAGAGUUUCUAUUGGCAAUGAGAUUAUAAUCAACCCGUCCCUUUUGUUUCUUGAUGAACCAACCUCUGGCUUAGAUUCUACUACUGCUAUGAGAACUGUCCAGUUGUUACAAGACAUUGCAGAGGCUGGAAAAACAGUGGUAACAACAAUUCAUCAGCCAUCAAGUAGACUCUUCCACAAAUUUGACAAGUUGAUCCUUCUAGGGAAAGGAAGCUUGCUCUACUUUGGAAAAGCAUCAGAAGCAACGGUGUAUUUCUCAUCUAUUGGAUGUUCCCCUCUAAUUGCCAUGAAUCCAGCAGAGUUCUUGCUAGACCUCGCAAAUGGAAACCUAAAUGAUGUCUCAGUACCAUCAGAGUUGGAUGACAAAGUGCAAAUGGGAAAUUCAGAUACUGAAACAAGGAACGGGAAACCGUCUCCUGCCAUAGUGCAUGAGUAUCUUGUGGAAGCCUAUGAGACAAAAGUUGCCGACAAGGAAAAGAAGAAACUUAUGGAUCCUAUACCCCUCGACGAAGAAGUGAAAUCGAAGGUGUCUUCUCCGAAGAGACAAUGGGGUGCAAGCUGGUGGGAACAGUAUUCCAUACUGUUCUGCAGAGGAAUCAAAGAACGGCGGCAUGAUUAUUUUAGCUGGUUAAGAAUUACCCAAGUUCUCUCAACGGCAUUUAUCUUGGGAUUACUAUGGUGGCAGUCUGAUAGUAAGAGCCACAAAGGCCUGCAAGAUCAGGCAGGACUGCUUUUCUUCAUUGCAGUCUUCUGGGGAUUCUUUCCUGUCUUCACAUCAAUCUUCACAUUCCCUCAAGAAAGAGCCAUGCUAAGUAAAGAACGAGCAGCCGACAUGUACAGACUAAGUGCAUAUUUUGUGGCUAGGACUACAAGUGACCUUCCACUUGACCUUAUACUACCAGUACUGUUCCUUCUUGUUGUCUAUUUCAUGGCGGGAUUGAGACUAAGUGCUGGUCCCUUCUUCCUAACCAUGCUUACUGUCUUCCUCUGCAUUGUGGCGGCUCAGGGACUUGGACUAGCUAUUGGGGCUACAUUAAUGGACUUAAAGAGGGCAACCACUCUGGCUUCAGUAACUGUGAUGACCUUCAUGCUGGCUGGUGGGUUCUUUGUGCAGCGAGUUCCAAUAUUCAUCUCUUGGAUUCGCUAUAUGUCUUUCAACUACCACACAUACAAGCUUCUUCUCAAGGUGCAGUAUGAAGACAUCACACCCACCAUAAAUGGGAUGAGAAUAGACAAUGGCUUUACAGAAGUCAGUGCCUUGGUAGCUAUGGUUUUUGGUUACCGUCUUUUGGCAUAUCUCUCUUUGCGGAGGAUGAAGCCCCAAUCUGGAGCUUAAUAAGUUGCAAUUUACAAAGGAGGUUAGAUCUGGCCAGCUGCUCCAAGAGCAAUCUUGUAAAGACCUGAGUGUUGAGGUUAAAAGAAAUGCUUGCAUGGUUUUUGGAUGCGCAGUCAUCUCAUUACCUGGUGAUAGCAUCAAAGAGAGUGCUACAUGUUUUCAUAGGCAUAUAAGUUAAUUUUACUGUAUGGAGAAUCCUCGGAGAUGUUUCCAGAAAAUAUCAAACUCAAGUAACAGGUGGUUCUAGUACUAAAAAAGCAGUGGAAUUCUGUUAUCAUAAUUGAUUACAACUAUUAUGUAACAGUAGAUUUUUGUCAAUUGCAAUUGAACACAACUAAUAUUUAUCUA
Molecule: messenger RNA, 2716 nt
Organism: Quercus lobata
Lineage: Eukaryota; Viridiplantae; Streptophyta; Magnoliopsida; Fagales; Fagaceae
Gene: ABCG22
Product: ABC-2 type transporter family protein
Exons: 11
Coding region: 134-2368 (744 amino acids)
Biological process (GO): transmembrane transport
Cellular component (GO): membrane
Molecular function (GO): ATP hydrolysis activity; ATP binding; ABC-type transporter activity
Source: RefSeq, a predicted model, not a curated record